AUGUCAGGCGCAUCAAGUUGGCUGCAGAAGAUGCGGAAAGCCGACCUGCUAGAGCUGUGCGAUUCCGUCGGAUUCAAAGACUACCCAGGAAUGAAGAAAACAGAAAUUGAAGUCGCGCUUGACGAUUACCUUCAUGAGCACUCCUCCCAAUUCUCAGGAGAGACGCGCCUCGCACCAUUCUACAAGACCAGGGGACGCAGUGAACACUCUCCAGUCAAGAAGGAAGUUGCGCCAAUCGGUUAUGAUAUUGAAACCAAAGCCCGCACUGUGAAGCGCAGAGUUACAAGAGCUGCGGAGGAAUUACUGGCGACAGAUGAUUCGGAAUCCGAACCAACAACUGCACGGGCUCGUACCGCCCUGACAAGAACGCCAGCACGCUCCUCGGCGCUUUCCAAUCUAUCAUUCGCAUCGAAUGUGCCGUUACCGCCAUCGCCGGCUGUGGUAGCUGACGCGAUCGACCGUCGGACCGCCGUCCUACGCUCAAAAAUAUCCGACGCGUAUGAUGAAUCAGGAAUCAGCGAGACCACACAAGCAGCGCGCGAAAGCCUAUCCACCUUGACUGCCAUCCAGGCAGUAAUCGUGCUAUUCGAGUUGUUUAGCCUGCGGAAAGAAAUACUGCCCGAUCGCUACGCGUUCACCAUCCCCGAAAUCCAAUUCCUGCACACAAGGGAAUACCCUGUCUCGGUCCCAGAUCUCUUCCUCCUCCUGACAAGCUCAUUCUGGGGCCCUGCCACGUUGUGGACCGCCACAAGUCUCAUCCUCCCCUUGUUCGCGGCAUACUUCUUCAACUUGACGAGCAAACCCUCCCGUGGACGAAGCCAAAACGCGCAUUUCAAUUACGCGUUUGAUCCGUUGACGUUUAAUAUCGUCAAGGCGCUGUUGUCAUUCGUCGUAUACGGACAAGGCGUCACAUUUUGUGGGCUUGUUGAUCUUGAGAAUGUCGCGAGGAUCAAUUCUGCCAUAUAUGGCGGAUGGUCGGGUGUGAUGGUUGGAACAGGAAUUGGUGCUUUGGUCACAUUGUAUGAGGCGGUUUUGAGGAAGUAA
Venustampulla echinocandica is the source of this 1044-nucleotide messenger RNA. RefSeq lists its product as uncharacterized. Gene Ontology annotation, cellular component: membrane. Lineage: Eukaryota; Fungi; Ascomycota; Leotiomycetes; Helotiales; Pleuroascaceae. Bases 1 to 1044 code for a protein of 347 amino acids. The record is from RefSeq and is a predicted model, not a curated record. The transcript is spliced from 3 exons.